AUGAGCAAUCCUGAUGUGAAGACAUUGUUGUCCAUUCCAGGAGACAGAGACGUAUUUACUAAAAUGGCAAGCGAACCCACAUAUCAUGAAGCAUUUAUUCAAUCCUCCAUUGAAGUAGCAGCAAAAGGCAAGUUCAACGAUUUGGAUCUGCAGUGGCUGUACCCAUCUUCUCAAGAAGAAAUGCAAAACUUUGAAAUUCUCCUUGGUGCAUGGCGCCAAGCUGCUGUGGAUGAUGCUAAAACCUACCAUCGACCACAAUGGAUCUUGGUUGCUUCGGUCUCCAACUUACCCUAUGUUGAGAGUAGUAUCGUGUACCUAGUUCAAGGAAUCAAACAAAACUUGGAUUGGGUAAACCUCAUUUCUUACGACUUUUACACCCCAACUUCCUUCUCCUCUACUACUGGACCAUCCUCUGCACUCCACAACCGCAUAGCCAGAUCAUUGUCCGCAAAUUUUGGAAUUGACGCUUGGAUUCAAAGCCUUGCCAAUUUGCCUCGUAAGCAGAUUGUAUUCGAAAUCCCUUUCCACGGUUGGGCAUGGAAGCUCGCCAACCCUGACAAGAACGACGUCUUUUCAAAGGCUCUUGGCCCAGCUAAAGGAUAUCAAUAUAUUUCUCAAGACGGCCAAAUCGAUUACUCAAAUGUCAGAAAGUUUAUAAAAGAGAACCAUGCUGAGUAUGUGAAAGAUGACUCCCGAUAUUCAAUCUCCUACGCCUAUGCUGGCAGCACUUGGAUUGCAUACGAAAGUGAAUACAUCAUUCCGGAUAAAAUUUCAUCUGCAAAGUCAAGCAAGGUGCUUGGUUACUUUGCUUGGAACAUUGCUGCUGACAACGAAGUCAACACUCUUGCUAGCGCAGCCCAAACCAAUUGGUCCUAA
This is a messenger RNA of Momordica charantia (bitter melon), 876 nucleotides long. NCBI's taxonomy places the organism in Eukaryota, Viridiplantae, Streptophyta, Magnoliopsida, Cucurbitales, Cucurbitaceae. The record is from RefSeq and is a predicted model, not a curated record.